Papaver somniferum (opium poppy) is the source of this 2034-nucleotide messenger RNA. RefSeq lists its product as uncharacterized. Gene Ontology annotation, cellular component: plasma membrane. The transcript has 2 exons. Gene Ontology annotation, molecular function: protein phosphatase 1 binding; protein phosphatase regulator activity. Lineage: Eukaryota; Viridiplantae; Streptophyta; Magnoliopsida; Ranunculales; Papaveraceae. The record is from RefSeq and is a predicted model, not a curated record. Bases 798 to 1562 code for a protein of 254 amino acids.
CGUCUCGCAAUUAGAUCUUGGGUUCUUUUGAUACCCCGGAAAUUCUUGUCACCUCGAUCGGUUGCAUAAGUCCGUAUUGUCAAUGACGAAGUAAUACCGGAAACUAGACGCGGAUGUGUAUGAUUUCCACUGGCGACAUAAUUGACAACAAUCCUGCCGUUAGAUCCUCAUGGAUCAAUAAAGAAUGAGAAAGAAAAGAAAAGAAAAUCAUGGCAGAAUGAGAAAGUAGGAAAGUGGUGCACAGGAUGGAGGUGGGGGUGGGUGGUUGGCGAAAGGACUACUUUUAAGCUACAGAAAUAUGUUCUUUGUUUCCUGGAAAUUGAUAAGGGAUUCGAAUCUAUCUAUACAGGUAACGGGCAUCCAUAUUAGAGAGCUAGCUUAGCUAUGGAGGAGCACAUGAAAACGAAGAUGAUUCAUGACGCAACAAGGAGAGCUGAUUUUGGAUACCUCACAAGAAUACUUGAUGCAAAUCCAGGUCUCCGUCUUGGCGAUGUCAAAUUUACUAGCUUCCGCAGAAAUCCUUUACAUAUAGCAGCUAUGAUCGGUCAUGUUGAAUUUGCCAAGAAAAUCCUGCUCUCGAAUCCACAGCUCGCUUCGGAGAUUGAUUCACAGGGAUUUACUCCUCUUCACUUGGCUUCCACAAGAAGUAAUGUUGGAAUGGUGAGGGUGCUGUUAGAUGCCAACAUAGAUGUAGAUGCAUGUACGGUUCAAGAUAAACCAAGAGAAAACAGACGAUACUACACUUAUGUGUUGAGCAUAAUAAAUUCGAGGCCCUAGAGAAGUUGGUAAGCUACUUGAUGUAUGCCCCAGGGCCACUUUCAAUUUCUGUCAACUCCAAAGAUAUUGACGGGAACACAAUCUUGCACCUGGCUGCAAAAAGAAGGCAAUUUAAGAUGGUGAGCUAUUUACUGGACAGUAAUGAUAUAGGAGUUGAUUUAGAUAUCGCGAACAAUGAUCAAUGCAAAGCUCUAGACAUGUUCGAACCAAAAGAAAUGGAUGACCUUGAAAUUGGUUGUUUUGAUUAUCGCGAGGCAGUAUUUAAGCAGAGAGUACCGUCAGUGAACACCUUAAUGGUCGUAGCAGUAAUGAUAGCGAGCGUUGCCUUUCAAGCUGCCACGAAUCCACCUGGAGGUGUUUUUCAAGAUGAUUCAAAGGUUGAUUCUCUAACUGACCCUGUUAUGUUUAGCUAUUAUCUGAGCUCCGUGAUUAACAACACCGAGGUAUCCGGUAAGUUUGGUUCAUAUCUACAGAAUCUUCCACAACAAAAUAAAACAAGCCGUCAUAGUAGUGGAGGAAGUAAUAUUACUGCUGAUGAGAUAAUUACAAAUAGUGCUAACCUUGCGAAGGCUCUUCUGAACACUACAUUCAGUGAUUAUAAUACGUCUGGUUGGAAGAGAGUAAAUGGACGAAUAUUAUAUCCAACUACAAUAGUAGUAGUAAUACUGGUGGUGAAGGUUUUUUCCCUUACCUGGUACGAUACGCUGGAACCACUAUCAUGUCUUAUACGUACCCAAGUAACUACCACGUAUACAUGUCUUGUUAGUUGUAUCGGGGUUCAUUAGUCAUCGAUCUAUCUCUCAGGUUCGACUGCUUUCGCUGCUGAUGGCUAUUUCGGUCACAAGUAUCAUAGUAGGUUACAUGGCAGUUAUCGAUACCUUAAGUCCACCUUUAUACACGUAUUCGGCAGUAUCACGUUUUUUAAGUUGGAUGUAUCUUGCCCUGUGGCUCGGGGGUGCCAUUGCCUGCUUUAUCUAUUCUCUUCUGAUGGCCAGAUUAGCAAAGAACUUUAGGGAAGAUUCGUUACGGGAUAGACUGAAUCAAGCCGGAUCCCGCCCAUAUUUUCAAGAACUACCGCCUAAAAUAUUAAUCCAUCAUACAUAUAAUCUCGAGGAUUUUCGUCGUGUUCUUAUUCUUUUUUUAUAUGUUGCUGUAAUUGGAGUCGUCUAUAACACUGUAUUAUCUUUGGGAAGGGGAAUCUGAUUCAGUCCUGAAAGUUUCAUCUUCGAUGAAAUAUUUUUCAUUAACAGGCUUACA